GCUAGAUAUGUAUUGGAUUAUUUGAGUUCUGUUCUGUCAAAUCGCAGCAAACAGGUUACCUUAACUGUGUGCAAUCUACAUGUACCCAUGCGUUUGUGAUAUCUCUGAGCAGGUUCUCUCACCCGUCACUGAGUGGAAAACAUCAACGAUUGCGAAGACAUGGCAAAUCAGGGCAAAAGUCUUCCUUCUCACUUGACUUGCCGGCGUAAAGACCAUCCGUUCCGUUGAUGCCCUGACCCUAAAGGAUGAGAUGAAAAGGGGUGACUGCAGGCACUAUAGCGUCACAUUUCCGUCAGCCUGCUGAUGCAUUUCUCGAUUCAACCGACUCUGGGAAAAAGUCCUCUCUUCGAGCCAAGUUCAAGACUUCUCCUACAAAUCGCCCCUUUUCCAUUUCUUGCUCUCAUCUCACCCAAUUACCAUGAAAAGGCGUUGGCAAGGCGAUCGACGCCCGGCUCAAGCCAACACAUCUUCCACCCAAGCUCACUCGGAUCCUAUUCCGCCUGCCAAGAUCAAAUUCGAGACCUCUUCCGAUGUUGACACAGACGACUCCGAAGGUGAACAAGCGUCAGAGUCUGCCAUCACAAUGAAGGAGCCUGAGCCUAAACGAGCACGGUUCGACCAGGGCGCGCCCAGGACUCCGUCUCAACCACAGCUUUCUAGUCCUAACACAGCGACUCCCCGAUGGGCACCUUCACAGCCCAGAGCUUCAUUCAAAGAUCCACGCAACGUGGUUCCCCAUAUUCCGCAUAUUGUCACCCCGGUCCCUCUACCUCACCGGCCAGCGUCGCCCCGUGUUGCCCCUACCAGCAACAACCAGCAUCAGUUUCCGCAGGCACGAAGUCGACACUAUGCCCCAAACAACAAAAACGAGCGGAGACCUUAUAAUCCGCCGACUCCCCAGAAUCACUCCCGAUUCGACCAGCUUCCAGAUGCAGACCGCCCCGAUCCGUCCUUGUAUUCUCAGGUCGGGGACAAUGCAAGCAGACAAACUCUUUUUCAACGUGCGAAUCAGCGCGGUCAGUUCAUCCAAGCGCAUAUGCAAAGAAUCCAGCAAGUCAUCAUGAAAGAAAAGGAGGUAAACGAAAGGCUCGCUACCGCCAAGAAGGAAUCGGAGCAACAGAAGCAGGAGCUAGAGCAGCUGCGGAAACAGCACGAAGAAGACAAGCAAAGCCUCCAGAAUCAACUCGACGAGCAGACGGCAUUUGGCAAGGACAUGCAGACCAGAAAGAACAACAUCCUCGCAAAGAAACGCUUGCACAAGAAGGAUGCCGAAGAAUUGCGAGGGGAAACAGCGACAUUACAAGAGAAACUGAAGGCUUCGGAGGAUGAGAUCGCCUCUUUGAAGAAGUCUAUCACCCAGACGAAAAAGCUGAACGCGGAUCUAGGAGUAGAGAAAAGGGCUUUCAAAGACAAGAAACUUGAGCUGAAGCAGACGGUCAAUGAGUUGACCCAGGAACAGACCGAACUGAAGCAAAAAGUGGACACGAUGUCCAGGGUCAAGGGCGAGUUGGAAGCCAAAAUUGGUUCCCAGGAGAGGUUCAUCAGCUUCGUCCUAAAUGGCCGUAGUGUCGAGGAUGUGGAGAGGGAGAUGACAGAGUCGUACCGCAAGCAGGUGCGCGAUGCACUGCGUCCGAUAGCAUCUCACAGCAGCCCGCGCGCCCCGAAGCCCGAGAGCUCGUGAUUGCACAGGCGGGGGGGAAAUGACUUGGCCAGGGGAUUGGGAAACAACUGUUUGUGCAGUGUUCUUAUC
This is a messenger RNA of Emericellopsis atlantica, 1750 nucleotides long. RefSeq lists its product as uncharacterized. The record is from RefSeq and is a predicted model, not a curated record. NCBI's taxonomy places the organism in Eukaryota, Fungi, Ascomycota, Sordariomycetes, Hypocreales, Bionectriaceae. The coding region runs from base 419 to 1681 and encodes 420 amino acids. The transcript is spliced from 2 exons.